UCGUGAUACUACGAUUGAGCAUCACCUGUCGUGGCCCUCGCGCGAUCACUCUUAGGAGUAAAUUGAACGUCAUUUGUGUUUUGUUGAAUAUACGCCUGUUGUGACAAUUGCUGUUGCUGCAUUUGGGAUUGAACAUAAUUCAUCUGUUGUUAUUGCGAGUAGAACAUUUUUGAAAUAUCUGCCACCGUUGUUGCGAUACAUUUACAAGAUAAACAUGAUAAGUAGUGUAUGGAGUAGUAUAAGUGAAAUGGAUAAAAAUGAGGGCUUAAUUAUACGAACAGGAGUCUUAGAAGUAAAAAAUUUAAAAUCAAAAAACUCAGUGGGUGUAGAUGAAAUUUCUAAUUUUAUGCUCAAACUAUUGGCAAUAGGCUAUGCCGAGUGGUUAUAAAGUAGUUUUUACCUAGAUGAUUUCCACGGUGAUUUAACUAAAGAGGUAGACGCUUCUUCCUUCCACUUUUUUGCGGAUGACCUCGCAGUAGUUAUUUUAUCACCGAUUUUGAAACAUCUCGACAGAAUGUUGACUCAUCUGGAGGAGUUUGGCAAUAAACUAUGUGCUAGCCUUGCUGAAUACUCAAAAAAUAGAAACAGCCAAUAAAUUUUACUCAAAAACUGUAGCUCAACUAUUUUACACUCAAGUAAGAGAACAGGAGAUAGAGAAGUCUCGAUUGAAGGGAACAAAAUCGAAUUUGUAAUGGCGUUUAAAUAUCUCGAAUUCAUCCGGACGAGUAAACUCUCUAUGAAAGUAACAGUUGAUAAAUGUUUAGAGAAUACCCAACAGUCAUAUAUAAAACUGCAGUGGUUAAAAAGAAGUACGAGUAUUUCAAGCAAAGUGUUUAACACUUUGUCUUAAUACAGUGUUUCUUCGCGUAUUCCUUUCCACACUUUUCGUGAUACUACGAUUGAGCAUCACCUGUCGUGGCCCUCGCGCGAUCACUCUUAGGAGUAAAUUGAACGUCAUUUGUGUUUUGUUGAAUAUACGCCUGUUGUGACAAUUGCUGUUGCUGCAUUUGGGGUUGAACAUAAUUCAUCUGUUGUUAUUGCGAGUAGAACAUUUCUUGAAAUAUCUGCCACUGUUGUUGCGAUAGAUUUACAAGCUGAAAAAAAGCAGGAUGCUAAGAAGAAAAAUCAACAGUCAAAAGCUAAAUUUGGUCUUGGGAAUGAUGAAGAAGAUAGUAAUGAUGAAGAAUUUCAAGUGCCUAGAAGAGUAGUGGCUACACCUACAAUUACAACGAUAUCUCAGAAAAACGUCGAUGCAAUUCAGCAAACUCAACAGAAAAAGAAACCAUCUCCACAAUUACAGGAAAAUGAUUUUCCAGCUUUACCAACAACUCAAGAAUCAGCAAAUAAAACAGCUGUGCAGUAUAAUAGUGUUUGGAAUAAUCAGGAAUCAGACGAAACAUCAAUGUCAAAACCAACCACAGCCUCAAAGAAAAAGAAGCAACCAACAAAAAAAAAAUCUGCAACGAAACAAGACAUUGAUCCACAAAUAACUGUUCCAAUUACGAACUUCUCAUCUAUGGGUUUAUCUGAGCUCGGUCAACGACUUUUGAAUGAAGAUGAAAAUAAUGACACCACUGUAUCAACACCGAUAGUAAAAACUAAACAACAAAUGACAUCGGAAGAAAACAAACAGAAAAAUACGUCAACGAAAAAUGUAUCGACUGUCUCGGAUGCAAAAAAAAAUGAUCCGAAACCGAAUCUAGUUACAAAGAAUGGCAUAAAUGAAGAGAACCAUAUUUUAGAGAAAAAAACAAAUAACACAAAAACAAUUGAACGUGCCGUUGAACCAGUAUCUGUCAGUGGUCCUCCUCCUCCGCCUGGUUUUAAUACUUCUUCGUCUGUAACAUCAUCGAACAGUGCUCAAAUUUUACCCCUUCCGCCUCCAGGAUUUGAAGGUAAUUCAAUUUUACCAACAGUGCCCACAUAUCUUUAUCCUUCAACGUACCAACAGUCAAAAGAUUUAUUUCGUGCUAAAUUAUAUGAAUUAUUUGAUGGUGAUAUGAAUUUAUUGUCUAAUUAUGAAAAAUUUUGUGAUGCUUUUAUUACGGGUGAAAUUGAUGUACAGUACUUCAUUAAAAAGACGUUAGAUCUAUUUAAAGAUAAAUCGGAUGAUUAUAUACUCAAUUUGCUAUUGUUAAUACCAAAUAUUGAAAAACAAAAUGAAAUCUAUAAAAUAUGGCUCAACGAAGUUCAUCCCAAACAGACAAAUAAUUGUUGGAAUAAAGUAGUAGACAGUACCCACGUUCAAUGUCAUCUAUGCCAACAGCUCUUACUUCCACAAGAUUAUACGGAACAUACAAAAUAUCAUCCCGAGUUUCAACAGGAUUAUCCAGAAUUACCCACAAAACGAAAUGAUCAAUUUAUAUCAUCCUUUUCACAUAGGAGUAAAUUGAAGUAG
Messenger RNA from Didymodactylos carnosus, 2398 nucleotides. The record is from the annotation of a GenBank genome assembly. Lineage: Eukaryota; Metazoa; Rotifera; Eurotatoria; Philodinida; Philodinidae.